Cyprinus carpio (common carp) is the source of this 3904-nucleotide messenger RNA. Its product is annotated as phosphatidylinositol 4-phosphate 5-kinase type-1 gamma-like. Gene Ontology annotation, molecular function: phosphatidylinositol kinase activity. The record is from RefSeq and is a predicted model, not a curated record. Gene Ontology annotation, biological process: phosphatidylinositol metabolic process. The transcript has 19 exons. NCBI's taxonomy places the organism in Eukaryota, Metazoa, Chordata, Actinopteri, Cypriniformes, Cyprinidae.
AUAAAACAGGCCCCAGCUCAAAAUGAUUCGCGAGUCUCCUAGCGAAUCGGUUCGAUUCAAUCUGUUCAAACGAACGAUUCCUCCGCGAAUCGAACAUCCUUAUCCCAUAACAGCUCAGAGGAGAGCAGGAGGACCACGACGCGUAGGGACAGUCCUCAGUCUCCCACCUUAUUUUUUGUCAGCUUAUCACACCAUACACCCUGAGAGGAAAAGCGGUGUAUGUUUUUGUAAUAUUGGCGGUAGUCAUCGGUUGCCAGCGCUCUCGCUCGGAGGAUUCAUCCCGGGGUAUUGAAUGGAAGCGGCGGCUGAAGAGGCGGCCAGCCUGUCUGAGGCCGGGGAUGGGAGUCCGUUAUCCGGGGCAGCAGCAUCCGAGGACGCGGGGACGGCGGACGGCAUGGACUCGGACUCUACAUCAAAAAAGGCUUUCAUAACAGAGAUGCCUUCAUCGUCAGGCCAGCCAGCCCAUGGGAAGAAGAUCGGACACAGAGGAGUGGAUGCGUCUGGAGAAACCACGUAUAAAAAGACCACAUCUUCAGCACUCAAGGGGGCCAUUCAGCUAGGGAUUGGCUACACGGUUGGCAACUUAAGUUCCAAGCCUGAGCGGGACGUCCUCAUGCAGGAUUUCUAUGUGGUGGAGAGCAUCUUCUUCCCCAGUGAAGGGAGCAACUUGACGCCAGCCCAUCAUUUCCCAGACUUCCGUUUCAAAACCUAUGCUCCUGUCGCCUUCCGUUACUUCAGAGAGCUCUUCGGGAUACGGCCAGAUGACUAUUUGUAUUCGCUCUGUAACGAACCACUGAUCGAGUUGUCCAAUCCUGGAGCCAGUGGCUCAGUCUUUUACCUCACGAAGGACGAUGAGUUCAUCAUUAAGACAGUCAUGCACAAGGAAGCAGAGUUUUUGCAGAAGCUUCUUCCUGGAUAUUACAUGAACUUGAAUCAGAAUCCUCGCACCUUAUUGCCCAAGUUCUUCGGGCUGUACUGCGUACAAUCGGGCGGGAAGAACAUUCGGAUGGUGGUCAUGAACAACGUUCUGCCCAGGGUGGUGCGCAUGCACCUCAAAUACGACCUGAAGGGGUCCACGUACAAGCGACGGGCCUCUAAAAGAGAGCGGAAAAAGGCAAAGCCCACUUUCAAAGACCUUGAUUUCAUGCAGGACGUACCAGAGGGUCUCAUGCUGGAUACAGACACGUACAGCGCCCUGGUCAAGACGUUACAGAGAGACUGUUUGGUCUUGGAAAGCUUUAAGAUUAUGGAUUAUAGUUUGCUGCUGGGAGUUCACAACAUCGAUCAGGCGGAGAAAGAGCAGCAGAUGGAGGGAUCUCAGGGCAGCAGUGAUGAAAAGAGGCCGCUGGCACAGUGAGAAAAGAGGCCGCUGGCACAGAAAGCGCUCUACACCACUGCCAUGGAGUCCAUACAGGGAGCGUCGGCCUGUGGAGAGGACAUCGACACCGACGACACGAUGGGCGGUAUUCCUGCAGUCAAUGGAAAAGGAGAGCGUCUGUUACUCUACAUUGGAAUAAUCGACAUCUUGCAGUCUUACAGGUUAAUAAAGAAACUGGAGCAUACGUGGAAGGCUCUAGUCCAUGAUGGGGACACAGUAUCUGUUCACAGACCGUCUUUCUAUGCAGACAGGUUCUUCAGAUUCAUGAGCACCACUGUAUUCAGAAAGAGUUCCUCACUGAAAUCCUCUCCGUCAAAGAGGGGUCGUGGGGGUCUGGCUGCAGCCAAAUACAGCGGUCCCGGGGCGGCCUGGUCGGCCAGCCAGCUGCCGUUUGUAAGAGACGAAAACAUCUACGACCUGAGAGGAACCCGUAGCUUCCCCACUCUGGAAGACGAUGGUCGGGCAGAUGUACUUCCCUGCACCCCUCCCUCAUUCGAGGAGGCCACCACAGCCUCCAUCGCCACCUCGCUCUCCUCCACCACUUCCCUUUCCAUCCCAGAACGCUCCCCGUCAGACACCUCUGAACACCCGCGCUACAGGAGAUACACCCAGUCCAGCCAUGAAGAAAUAAUGCAGGAUGAGGACCAGCAAACCAUCACAGUGGAGGUGGAGGUGGAGGGACUGUAUGACAGUGAACUCACCCUCGCGGCUCCCCAGUUAUCGCCGGAGAUCAGUGAAGCUGCAGAGACGUUUCUAGAAGCCUCGUCCUCCUCCAUCCCGGGGAGCCCCAGGAUAGUGGUAGAAUCUGACAGCUGCAGUCAGGCCUCAGGCUGUACGAGCCGUGCCUCUGUGGAUGAGGAUGAUGAUGUGCCAAUCACAGACAUUUAUUUUUUCUCUGAUGGCAGCAUCUGUGUUUGUCAGCUCGUCACACACAGAAGGCGGCACGCUCCUCCAGAAGACAAAAGCUGGGUAUAUUCUCCUCUGCACUUCAGCUCAGGGCCUAAAACCCUGCCAGAGGAUGAAGGGGAGAGUGAAACAUAAUCAGACCUCAGGAAAGAGGGGCAGCUACAAGGUUCAGACCCUUCAGACGUCCGGAAGCUCUACUGGUCGGACUUUUUCACAACUUAAGCAUCAUUUUCAUCAUCCUUUCACCCAUUCCAUAAACAACACCAAGCAAGUAGUAAUGCCAAUGUCCAGACUUAUUUAUGAGUAAUAAUGAAAAUAUUUAUGUUUAAUUAUUUUUUGAUUGUUUUGUGUUUCAUUUAUUGUCUAAUUUACAUACUGUGAAUGUGUUUUCCAAUUUGAGCUCUGGGACUCGAGACUUUUCCCAAGAGUGGGUUUUAGGUUAUUAUUUUUAAUUUUAAGUUUUUAAAAACUUAACUUGUUAAUGCGCCUUUGUUAUCAGGUAGCAUUGUUUGUUUCGUAACUGUUGAAAAAUUAAUGUUCUGUCACAGUCCUUAUAUAUACACAAACAUGGUUUGCUUUAUUUUUAUUGUUUCUUCAAAAAAAAAAAUUAUUAAGCCAGCAAUAGUGUUCAAAGUUUCAGAGUUAUGAAUUUCCAACAAGUGGCUGUUUGAUGUGUGAAAUUUGGCAAUAACCAAAGUCCCGUAAUUUUCUCUUCUUUUUUUUAAUUUAAUUUUAAUGUAAAAAUUAGGACUGAUAAUUUUCCACAUAUUCUUGUUUUGCCUCAUUUUUAAACAUUCUGGUAAUUCAAAUUUGUUCCGCAGAUUUUCCCGCCAAAAUCCAGUACAAAGUCUUCAGGGCCUGGUUAUUAAGACAUGUUUAACUGAAAGAUGGGACCAAACUUAUUAUGUGGGAGGCCAAAUAUGUAAAACAACUUGUUACCAUAAUCGUAAUCAGAAAUAUUUCAGUUAAAACAUUAAACUGUAAAUCCACAUGUAUAGAGUUUGUGUGUGUGCCUAUGCAUUGAGUGUGUUUGUGGUUCUAGGUAAGCGAGUGUCUCAUUUUACAACGGAAGUGUGCAACACUGAUUCUUAUAAUGUGCAGUGGCCAGUUGUUAUUGAUAUUGCUGUUGUAUCCAAAAUAAAGGGACUACUGCAGCAAUGCAUUUGUAAAGUGUAGCACAAGCAUAUUUUGGUUGCCUUAAUUAUUUUUUGCCAACCUAAAUCCUAUUGUAGUUAUAAACUAUUCACUAAUUCAGUCUUUCGUUCUGGUUCACCAAUGAUAGUGUCUUAGAGAAUUUGUAUAUAGAUCUUUAAAUACAUAUAAAAUCUAUUUUAAAUGUUAUUUGAAGUUUUCUUUUGUAUUUUAUUUUGCACAAGUGGCCUGUGAAAGGUGUCCUAUAGGUCCACACGAACCCACCCAUUCUUCCAGCGUCGAUGACGUUUUCUUGUUUCAGUCUUUGUAUCAAAUGUGUACACUUUACAGUUGGGAUUGUAAAGUCUAUACGGUCAACGACAUACAACUGUAUCAAUCGCUUACUCUUCCAACAGUUGAGCUGUGUUUGCGUGUGUGUGUGUACGUGUGUGUGGUCUAAAAGCUGUGUGCCCCCAUAAAUAGCAAAAG